This is a messenger RNA of Clarias gariepinus (North African catfish), 1208 nucleotides long. RefSeq names its product gap junction protein alpha 13.1 (gene gja13.1). The transcript is spliced from 2 exons. Gene Ontology annotation, cellular component: connexin complex. Bases 136 to 996 code for a protein of 286 amino acids. Lineage: Eukaryota; Metazoa; Chordata; Actinopteri; Siluriformes; Clariidae. The record is from RefSeq and is a predicted model, not a curated record. Gene Ontology annotation, biological process: cell communication.
AGAAAAAAUUACACAAACGCUGCCAACCUCUAGAAGACAAAAACUCAAGGUCCAACCACGGUGAGCCAUUAUUUGUGCUGUGGAGUUUUUAUCUGCUGGUAUCGUCUGUGAAGGGAAGUCUGAUCACUGAAGGAAAUGGGAGACUGGGGCUUUCUAUCCACAUUACUGGACAAGGUGCAGUCCCAUUCCACAGUCAUCGGUAAGAUCUGGAUGAGCGUGCUGUUCAUCUUCAGGAUCCUGGUUCUUGGUGCUGGUGCUGAGAGCGUAUGGGGAGAUGAGCAGUCAAGUCUCGUGUGCAAUACAUUACAACCUGGUUGUGAGAAUGUCUGCUAUGACUGGAAGUUCCCCAUCUCUCACAUUCGCUUCUGGGUCAUGCAGAUCAUCUUCGUGUCCACGCCGACGUUACUGUACCUGGGCCAUGCUAUCCAGGUCAUCCACCAGGAGAACAAACUGAGAGAGAGAAUAAAACAACAGCAUGAAAAGGGAAUGCUAAAAGCACCCAAAUAUACAGAUGAAGAGGGACAUGUGAAGAUCAAGGGCAACCUGUUGGGCAGCUAUCUUACCCAGCUGUUCUUCAAGAUCAUCUUAGAACUUGCUUUCAUCGUAGGACAGUACUACCUAUACGGCUUCAUCAUGGUGCCUGAGUUUGCAUGCUCGAGAAGCCCGUGUCCCCACACUGUCGAGUGCUUCAUGUCACGUCCGACAGAAAAGACCAUCUUCAUCAUCUUCAUGCUGGUUGUUGCAUGUGUGUCCCUGCUGCUUAACAUAAUCGAAGUAUUUUACCUGUUGUGCAGCAGAGUGAGAUGUCGCAAUGGGAAGAGGCGCAUGAGGAAUACCACGUCGGCCCAAAAUCCGGCCAGUUUGUCCUUGGUGUGGCAUUCUAAACCGGGAGCUGAAGACCCACUAAAGCAAAACAAGAUGAACAUGGAGUUUGAGAAUGAAAUCAGGAACGUUAGUGGUGCCAGUGAGGACAAACAGCUGUUGGAGGAUCAUUAGACGCAGUACAUUAAUGCACAAACUUUUUUCUUGUUUUUUUUCAAUAUUUCUUUCUGUAUAAAUCAGACUACAGGUAGAGAUUUUAGAAAAUGCUUUUGAGUUUCCAUUGAUAAUGUACAAAUGAUUUGUGUUUCCUGUAUGAAAUAUUAUUACCGGGUUACAUCCUGGUGUUUCAGUAUUUCAAUGUUAUUCUAUAUGAAUGCUAAUGCAAU